Molecule: messenger RNA, 2046 nt
Organism: Dipodomys ordii (Ord's kangaroo rat)
Lineage: Eukaryota; Metazoa; Chordata; Mammalia; Rodentia; Heteromyidae
Gene: Gp1ba
Product: glycoprotein Ib (platelet), alpha polypeptide
Exons: 1
Coding region: 1-2046 (681 amino acids)
Molecular function (GO): protein binding
Source: RefSeq, a predicted model, not a curated record
AUGCCUCUCCUCUUCUUGCUGGUCCUGCUGCCGAGCCUCCUACGCUCCCAUCCCCUGUGCGAUGUCUCCAAAGUGAGCAGUCAGCUGGAGGUGAACUGUGACAACAGGAAGCUGAAAGCCCUACCUGCCGACCUGCCAACAGACACAAGCAUCCUCCAUCUGGGCAAGAACCACCUGGAUACCUUCUCCUUGGCAUUGGUGGGGCAUUUCACUCAGCUCACUGAGCUGUACCUAGAUCACAGUGAGCUGUCCACCCUGCAGACUGAUGGGACCACACUGCCACUGUUAAAGAAACUGGAUCUCUCUCACAAUAAGCUGCAAAGUCUCCCCACCCUGGGGCGUGUACUGCCUGCACUUACCAGCUUGGACGUCUCCUUCAACCAGCUCAAUUCCUUGUCUCCUGAUGUCCUGGAUGGCCUCAGCCAACUCCAACAUCUCUUCCUGCAGGAUAACAACCUGGAGUCCUUGUCCUCUGGCCUCCUGAUAUCCACAACCAGACUGGAAAAGCUCAAUCUGUCCAACAACAGACUCAAGGAGCUGCCUCUCGGGCUCCUGGAGAGGCUGGAGGAGCUUGACACCCUCUACCUUCAGGGGAACUGGCUCCGCACCAUACCCAAGGGCUUCUUUGGGAAUCUCGCCCUGCCUUUUGUUUUUCUCCAUAGCAACUCCUGGUUCUGUGACUGUGAGAUCCUCUAUUUCCGACGCUGGCUGCAGGACAAUGCCAACAAUGUCUACUUAUGGAAGGAGGGUGUGGACGUCAAGGCCAUGACCCCCAACGUGGCAAGUGUACGAUGUGCCAAUUUGGGCGGCACACCCAUCUAUACCUACCCAGGGAAGGACUGCCCUGUCCCCGGUGACGGGGAUGAUACGAUCUACGAUGACUAUGAGGAUGUCUCUAGGAGUGGCCCCAUCCAUGCCACCAGGACUGUGGUCAAGUUCUCUACCUACGCCAAGGCCCACACAACCCACUGGGGCCUCUACUCGGAGUCGACUGCUGCUCCAGACAGAACAAUGUUCUCUUUGCCUUCAACCCAAGAAUCCACCGAGAAACUGAGCACAUUCCCAGCUGGACGGCUGUCACAGUCCUCUGCCUUCCUGGUGACCAUGGGACCUACUGCCUUCUCCAAAAUUCUAGAACUUUCUACUGAAUCCACCACGACCCCAGAACCCACUACCACCGCAACCACCCCAGAGUCUACCAUCACCCCAAUCACCCAGGAGCCCACCACCACCCCGACCACCCCAGAGCCUACCACCACCCCGACACCCCCAGAGCCCACCACCACACCGAUCACCCUGGAGUCUACCACCACCCAGACCACCCCAGAGCCCACCACCCCAGAGCCCACCACCACCCCGACCCCCCCAGAGCCCACCACCACCCCGACCCCCCCAGAGCCCACCACCACCCCGACCCCCCCAGAGCCCACCACCACCCAGACCACCCUGGAGCCCACCACUACCACAACCACCCCAGAACCUACCUCAGUCCCAACUACCCCAGGUCCCACCACAACUCUGACCACUCCAAAACGAUCCUUUCCCACAGAACUUACUUCAUUCACUAAUGCUGCAGAGCCCAUCCACAUAAUCCACCUCCCAGAGCCCCGUUGGGUGGCAGCUCAAGGGAAUUAUGACAGCUCUAGGAAGGACCCUUUCCUCCCCGCUGAUGCCUGCUGCCUCCUCUCCAUGGUCUUCUACAUCCUGGGUCUCUUCUGGCUCUCACUUGCCUCUGUGGUCCUCAUCUGCCUGCUGACCUGGGUCUGGCAUGUGAAACCACAUGUUUUGGAUCCUGACCUGGCCCCAGCCACACAGAUUACACACGUGGAAAUACAGAGGGGCAGACAGGUGGCGGUGCCCAGAGCCUGGCUGCUCUUCCUUCAAGGGGCACUCCCUACUUUCCGUUCCAGCCUCUUCCUGUGGGUACGGCCAAAUGGCCGGAUAGGUCCUCUGGUACCAGGACGGCGGCCCUCGGCCCUGAGUCAGGGUCGUGGUGAGGAUCUGCUGGGCAGAGUGGGCAUUAGGUAUUCUGGUCAUAGUCUCUAA